GCAGGACCGGAAGCAGGAGCGGGUCGGGACGGGGAGCAGGAGCUGCGCCUCCAUCAGAGGAGCCAUGAUGCAUGCAGGGAUGCAUGACUCCGCCUGUGGGCGUGGUCUCUGCGGUCACGUGGUCCAGGCCUUUGUUGAUGUGAAUCAGUGUCGAAAGCUCAGGACAAAAAAAAGAAGAAGGAAAAAGGUCCAGGUCCGAGCGAGCGACCGCAUCCGCUCACCCGCCCCGGAAAACACGCUCCCUCUCGGCCGCUCCCGACGCCUCCCUGGAUCUUCCUCCGGCGGGUUGAGAGCGAGGCAGCGGGGGAUGGAGGCUCCGUGCGGGCUGUGAGCAGACUGGUGUUCGGGGGGUGGAGGUGUGUGUGUGUGUGUGUGUGUGUGUGUGGAGACCCAGGCCCUCGCUCGGCUUUGUUGUCCCGGAGCAGCAUCAUGGACAGAACCCGGAUCUGAGAUCGUUCGUCUCGGCUCCGCUCGGUGGUUUUGGAUCGAGGCUCAUUCGAAGGAUCUUCUUUUUUGAAAUCAUUUUCCUCCACCUCUCAGUCUCUGCCUCCCCCUCCCUCCAUCUGUCCCCCCCUCGCUCCGCCAUGGCUCCACCGUGCCGGUUCUCCAGCCUGCUGGUUCUCCUGCUGCUCCCCGCCGUCCGGAGCUCGUUCCCCCGCGGAGGAGUCAUCAGCAGCGGCGGCAGCAGCGCGGACUGCGGCCCCGGGAAGGCCUCCACCGCCGGCUGUCCAGAUCUGUCAGAGAAGAAGAGCGACCUGCGGGUGUGCGACGCCGGGACGUGUCGCUUCGGAGGAACCUGCCGCGAGAACGGAGCGGACAUCAAGUGUGUGUGUCAGUUCCACUGCCAUAAGAAGUACGUCCCUGUGUGUGGGUCGAACGGGGACACGUACCAGAACGAGUGUUUCCUGAGACGAGCGUCCUGUAAGAAACAGAGAUCCGUCGCCAUCGUCUCUGAGGGACCCUGUUACCACGACGCCGGUUCUGGAUCAGGAGACGGAGAUGACGAAGGCUCCGGUCGUGGUAAAAAGGCCUCGAAAUGUGGAAUCUGCAAGUUUGGCGCCGAGUGUGACGAAGACUCCGAGGACACACUCUGCAUGUGUAACAUCCUGUGCAACGGACACAACGACAACCCGGUGUGCGGCGGCGACGGCGUCACCUACGACACGCCCUGCCACGUCCGGGAGGCGUCCUGCCUCAAACAGCUGAAGAUCGACAUCAAACACGUGGGACGCUGCCAAGACAAGAGCAGGAAGGACGACGGCGUCAAGACCAAACCAGACGUCUAUGCUGUGUCGAAGCCUGGGGAGGGGGAGGGGUUUGUGGACAGUCCCGCCCCCUGUUCUGACGACUACGCCCAAUUCUGUGAACACGGCCAAUGUGAGAUGAGGCACAACCUGGCGACCUGCAGGUGUGAGGCAGCGUACGGUGGUCCUCAGUGUGAUCAGCUGCUGGACUUCAACAUACUCUACGUGGUCCCCAGUGGUCAGAAGCUGCACUACGUCCUCAUCGCCGCCAUCAUCGGAGCUGUUCAGAUCGCCGUCAUCGUGGCCGUGGUCAUGUGCUUCACCAGGAGGUGCAACAAGACGAAGCGCGGCCGGAGACAGAAGCAGCACCUCGGCCACUUCCCGUCGGGGACGUCCUCCAGGAUGAUGUAGCUGCUCGUGAUUUUUGUGAAAUAUCUCGCUUUCGUACCACACGGAGACUGACUGCAUCUUUUGAUAAGUCGACGUUUUGGAGCCUCUUCUUUUUUCUUUUUAACAAAAAAGAUAAUUUCUGACUUUCUCAAGGGGCCUUAUUUAAAAAAAUGUUCCUCCAUGUUUGAUUUCUUUUGUCCGCAGAUGAUUUGUAGACGUUCAUCCGCGUUCCCUCUCGGACUCUGAGACACUGUGGAUCCUGAAGCAGGAAACGUUUUUAUCUGUUUGUUCCGUCCACAUUGUAGAAAAGAAAAAGAAAGAAGCGUUUCUCUCUGGUUUCACUCUGUGCGACGCAGACCGACUUCGCUUCUGUGCUUUUUGUUUUUAAUUCAUUUAAAUGAGUAAAAAAUGAUUUGAACCUUGUUUUUCGUAGCAGGUACGUAAACGGAUUUUAUGAAAGAAAGAAAAACGUCUGUGGAAUAUACGUCAUCCUGAUAUUUAAAUACCACUGAGUUAUAAAACUCUGAUCGUUUGAUCCCCAACGUCCUCGAGGUCCGAGGUUUAACGUAACUCUCGUCUUUUCUUAUUAUUUUUGAUUGAGUCGCCCCCUUGUGGCAGAGGAUGACUAUUUAGGCAGCUUACAUUUUCUGUUGUGUUUACGCCCCAUAUACAUUCAGAUGAAUUUCAAAGCUAAAUUCUUUAGGUCAACAUAUAUAUAUAUAUAUAUAUAUAUAUAUGUGUGUGUGUGUGUGUAUAUAUAUAUAUAUAUAUAUAGUCAAUGGUAUUUAAAUGUCAAAAUGAAGUAUUUAGUUAUUGAUGUUGAGAUUACUUGACUGGACGUCAAGCGGUCGCUGCCAGUCGUCGCUCCGUUUCGACGCCCGCUCUCGUUUCCUGCCGUUUGCCGUGAAUCACUGCUGCUCACGUUCAUUCCUGAUUUUCUUUGUCGUCAACGUGUAACAACGCCUUAAAGCUGUCGGGGGGCGCUGUGUAUCAGGACUACAGGAUCAUCAGGGACCACUCACUCCCGCCCCCCUGCUGCAGUCGACUCGUGACUCAGAUGAACCUUAUUUUCUUUUUUGUUUGUUUGUUUUGUAUUUGUUAUGAUGAGACGCACCUGAAAACCAAAAUGCUGUUUUUUCUACUGCUUAAAAAAUAAUAAUGAUGAGAUACAAGCUGACAUGUACAGGAUGUUGUUCUAAUUAUUUUAUUGCUUAUUUGCUGAUGACAUAAUUCCGAACAAUGGACUGUUUUUUUGUGUCUGUGUUUUGACAAGCUGAUAAUAAUUGAAAUGACUUAGUUUUUUUAUUUUAGGUCUUUUUUUUACAUAUAUAUGAUUUGUAAUGAUGGUACGAAGUGUCCGUGUUGUUCGUCACGUGGUAGAAGGAGUAGAUGAAUAAGCUCGGCUGAGGUUCCCUGAAGCGUCGCCACGACGACAUCGGACUUGUUCGACUUCUUUGAGGUGAAGAACAACCUUGUGUGCGACGCCGUGCUCGUGGGAAUCCAGUCUGAUUUUACUGUAGAUGUUGCGUAAUGCAUGAAACAGUGAAGUUGUUGUUUAGACUGUGAUGUAGUGGAACUAGUAUAAAUUAUGAUGUUUGAA
This is a messenger RNA of Scophthalmus maximus (turbot), 3234 nucleotides long. RefSeq names its product tomoregulin-1. Gene Ontology annotation, molecular function: protein binding. The record is from RefSeq and is a predicted model, not a curated record. The transcript is spliced from 10 exons. The coding region runs from base 585 to 1655 and encodes 356 amino acids. NCBI's taxonomy places the organism in Eukaryota, Metazoa, Chordata, Actinopteri, Pleuronectiformes, Scophthalmidae.